AUGACGUAUCGCAGUCACAAACGCAAGGUGCCCAAGGAACGCCAGGUGGCCGGCUGGAAGGCCGCCCUCAACAACCCUUCGACGAGCUCAGAUGGACGAUGGCACGCGCGCAAAAUGCUACUGAUGAAGGGUCACAUCGGAGACGCUCUCUUCACACACGCCUCCAUGGGUACCAGGGUCAGAAGGGUACUCGGAUUGAGGGCGAAGCGUAGUGGCUAG
This is a messenger RNA of Jaminaea rosea, 219 nucleotides long. RefSeq lists its product as hypothetical. Lineage: Eukaryota; Fungi; Basidiomycota; Exobasidiomycetes; Microstromatales. The coding region runs from base 1 to 219 and encodes 72 amino acids. The record is from RefSeq and is a predicted model, not a curated record. The transcript has 2 exons.